This is a messenger RNA of Trichechus manatus latirostris (Florida manatee), 1719 nucleotides long. It is a transcript of the gene SLC13A1, whose product is annotated as solute carrier family 13 member 1. Gene Ontology annotation, cellular component: membrane. Gene Ontology annotation, molecular function: sodium:sulfate symporter activity. NCBI's taxonomy places the organism in Eukaryota, Metazoa, Chordata, Mammalia, Sirenia, Trichechidae. The transcript is spliced from 15 exons. The coding region runs from base 1 to 1719 and encodes 572 amino acids. Gene Ontology annotation, biological process: transmembrane transport. The record is from RefSeq and is a predicted model, not a curated record.
AUGACUCAGUAUGUUCCAAGUGAUUUUAAGGAAGCAGAAUGUGCUUACACGCUCUUUGUUGUUGCCAUAUUUUGGCUCACGGAAGCUUUGCCUCUGUCGGUAACAGCUUUGCUGCCAGGUUUGAUGUUCCCCUUGUUUGGAAUCAUGCCUUCUAGAACGGUGGCAUCUUCUUAUUUCAAAGAUUUUCACCUGCUGCUAAUUGGAGUCAUCUGUUUAGCAACAUCAAUUGAAAAAUGGAAUUUACACAAGAGGAUUGCUCUGAAGAUGGUGAUGAUGGUGGGUGUGAACCUGGCAUGGCUGACGCUGGGGUUCAUGAUCAGUACUGCCUUCUUAUCUAUGUGGCUCAGCAACACUUCUACUGCUGCCAUGGUGAUGCCCAUCGUGGAGGCUGUGGCACAGCAGAUCAUCAGCGCUGAAGCAGAGGUCGAGACCACUCAGAUAGCUUGUAUUGAUGGAAAUACCAACCAAGGACUGGAACUUGAUGAAAGUGUUAAUGGACACGAAAUAAAUGAGAAGAUAGAGAAAGCAAAACCACUUCCAGGAAACUGUAACGAUGCUGAGAAAAUUACAAGCAGGACAGAAUUGGAAAAGAUCUCAGUUACAGGAAGUAAAUAUAGAACAAAGAAAGACCACAUGAUGUGUAAACUUAUGUGCUUGUGCAUUGCUUACUCUUCUACCAUCGGCGGACUGACCACAAUCACUGGCACCUCCACCAACUUGAUCUUUGCCGAGUACUUCAAUAUGCGCUAUCCCAAAUGCAAUUGUAUCAACUUUGGAUCAUGGUUUAUAUUUUCCUUCCCGGCUGCUCUUAUUAUUCUCAUCUUGUCCUGGAUCUGGCUUCAGUGGCUUUUCCUAGGAUUCGAUUUGAAGGAGAUAUUCAAAUGUGGCAAAACCAAAACAGUCAAAGAAAAAGCAUGUGCUGCAGUGAUUAAACAAGAAUAUGAAAAACUUGGGCCAUUGAGGUAUCAAGAAAUUGUGACCCUGGUCCUCUUCAUUGUAAUGGCCCUGCUAUGGUUUAACAGAGAUCCUGGGUUUGCUUCCGGUUGGGCUGAACUUUUUCCAGAGUACCCAGGUUUUGCUACAGAUUCAACUGUUGCCUUACUUGUAGGACUCCUGUUUUUUAUUAUCCCAGCUAAGCCAUUGACUAAAACUACACCCACAGGAGAAACUGUUGCUUUUGAUUACUCUCCACUGAUUACUUGGAAAGAAUUCCAGUCAUUCAUGCCCUGGGAUAUAGCCAUUCUUGUCGGUGGAGGGUUUGCCCUGGCAGAUGGCUGUGAGGAGUCAGGACUCUCCCAGUGGAUAGGAAACAAAUUAUCUCCUCUAGGUUCGUUACCGGUAUGGCUAAUAAUUCUGAUCUCUUCUAUGAUCGUCACAUCUUUAACAGAGGUAGCCAGCAACCCAGCUACCAUUACUAUUGUUCUCCCAAUAUUAUCUCCACUGGCUGAAGCCAUUGAAGUGAAUCCUCUUUACCUUUUGCUACCUUGUACUCUGUGUGUUUCAUUUGCAUUCCUCCUACCGGUAGCAAAUCCACCCAAUGCUAUUGUGUAUUCAUACGGCCAUCUCAAAGUCGUUGACAUGGUUAAAGCUGGACUUGGCGUGAACAUUGUGGGUGUUGCCGUGGUGAUGCUCGGCAUAUCCACCUGGAUCGUGCCCAUGUUUGACCUGCACACUUAUCCCGCUUGGGCUCCUCUACCGAAUAACCAGACCAUACCAUGA